Molecule: messenger RNA, 1560 nt
Organism: Pichia kudriavzevii
Lineage: Eukaryota; Fungi; Ascomycota; Pichiomycetes; Pichiales; Pichiaceae
Exons: 1
Coding region: 1-1560 (519 amino acids)
Cellular component (GO): plasma membrane
Molecular function (GO): oxidoreductase activity
Source: RefSeq, a predicted model, not a curated record
AUGGCUGCUAUUAUAUGGGAGAAGGAUGCAUUAAUGGAAAACACAUUCCAGCUGCUGAAAAGGCACGGUUCUUUGCAUAAAGUAAACAUUAAAUACGGAUACAUUUUAUUUGGCGUGUCCAUCUUAUUGGUUGCAUUGAGAACUCUGGCUCUGUGGUUCUACGAUAAGUCAUGGAAGAAAAGUAGUCGUUCAACAACUUAUUUGAGAUUGGCACGCUUCCCGCUGGCACUCUCGAUGGCAGUGUUGGUUCUUGCUAUAACAUUUUUAAUGUUUGUGAACCCACAUUUGGAGAAAAUUUCGGUUUUAAUCAAAAGAACUGGACGUCUCUCGUACGCAUUGAUCCCUCUAGAUUUGUUCCUGGCGGCCCAACCUGCUUGGUUUUCAAUUGACAAUUAUCUGGAUACCAUCAAAUUGCACAAGUGGGUAUCUAGAAUCAUUGUUACUUUGGGCAUGUUGCAUGGCAUUGGAUUCUUUGUAUACUACAUUGAAAACAAUACCCUGAACAAGGUGUUCAAGUUCGAGAACUUAUUGGGUGUCGUGGUCUUCGUACUAUCUCCUGUGAUUAUGUUGAUGUUCAAGCCCGUUAGAAGUAUAAGUUACCAAUUUUUCUACCUCUUUCAUACUAUUUUUCUAAUGGCCAUGAUCUUUUUGAUAGAAUAUCAUGCAAGACCCGGAGUUGGUUUUUUUUUAUUCAUCAACAUUUGUCUGUUGAUAUCUCAAUAUGCGAAAAAAUACUAUUAUUCAAAAGACAUUACUAUGACCGAAAUCGUCGAACAUCCAGGUAGUGACUACAAAAUUGUAAAAUUUCCAAAAAGCUUGUUGCCCGAGUCGUACUUACCUGCUUCCCACGUUAGGAUUGGUUAUAGCAAAUGGUCACCUCUGUUUGUUUUCUUACCCUCUCAUCCUUAUACCGUGGCAACAACUUAUCAAGACCACGACUUGUUGUCUAGUUUGGUUAUCAAGCCCUCUAAGUUUCAAUUGCAGCCUUUUGAAACUUACUCAAUCAUCCCGGUGUUCAAAUCCUCAUUGAGUCAAAACUUUUUCGAUACUGCCGAAAAUGUGUCUAUUGUUUGUGGAGGUUCGGGUAUCUCAUUAGGAUUGGGUAUUUUUGAAUAUUUCAAACGCUGUAAGGUUGCAGAUGGCAGAGAUAUCAAGCUGAAGUUCAUCUGGAUCACAGGUAAAGAGGACGAUUUGUUCAUCCUAAAUGAACUCAAUGUACAAGGUGUUGAUAUUUUUGUCACUAGCAGUGAUUCCGAUGAGUUGGAUGCAGUUCAGGAUGCCUUUGUUGAUUCCGCAAAUGAUGUUUCUGAUAUCCCUCUAACCAAUCUACCCAACGAAUCAAGAGACUCGUUUGGCUCAGUUUUGCACAAGUAUGAGAAUGUUGCUGUUUUAGGUAAAAGACCCAACCUUGAGGUGAUGCUGAGAACCAACAUGUCCAAAACUAUAGACUAUGCAAACAAAUGGGUUAUUGCAUGUGGCCCUCCUUCAUUGAUUUCCGAUUGUGAGAAUAUUGCUAGACAGGAGAAAUGUAGGUUUUUCUCUGAAGAAUAUGCAUUUUAA